Messenger RNA from Phragmites australis (common reed), 1528 nucleotides. Its product is annotated as UDP-glucose 4-epimerase 1. The record is from RefSeq and is a predicted model, not a curated record. NCBI's taxonomy places the organism in Eukaryota, Viridiplantae, Streptophyta, Magnoliopsida, Poales, Poaceae. The coding region runs from base 176 to 1240 and encodes 354 amino acids. The transcript has 9 exons. Gene Ontology annotation, molecular function: UDP-glucose 4-epimerase activity; RNA binding. Gene Ontology annotation, biological process: galactose metabolic process; rRNA processing. Gene Ontology annotation, cellular component: cytosol.
GCGGUUCGCUUGGCAAGCCAAGAAACAACCCAAACCAACACGGUAGGCAGGCAACAGCGCACACACAACUCAUCAACGCAAACGCAAACGCAGCGCAGCGCAGCGUUCCUUCUCUUGCAACUCCUCCUCCUACUCACUCAGUCCAGACCAAAGGAGAGAGAGAGAGAGGAGAAAGAUGGUCUCCGCUGUGGUGAGGACGAUCCUGGUCACGGGCGGCGCCGGCUACAUCGGCAGCCACACCGUGCUGCAGCUCCUCCAGCAGGGCUUCCGCGUCGUCGUCAUCGACAACCUCGACAACGCCUCCCAGGUCGCCCUCGUCCGCGUCGCCGAGCUCGCCGGACACAACGGCAACAACCUCGUCUUCCACAAGGUUGACCUUCGAGACAGGCACGCGCUGGAGGAGAUCUUCUCGUCACAAAGGUUUGAGGCAGUGAUUCACUUCGCUGGGCUGAAAGCUGUUGGCGAGAGCGUGCAGAAGCCCCUGCUUUACUACGACAACAACCUCAUCGGCACAAUCACACUCCUGGAGGUGAUGGCCGCACAUGGCUGCAAGAAGUUGGUGUUCUCAUCGUCAGCUACUGUCUAUGGGUGGCCCAAGGAAGUGCCGUGCACUGAAGAAUUCCCUCUUUGCGCCACCAACCCCUAUGGGCGAACCAAGCUUGUCAUUGAAGAUAUCUGUCGCGAUGUCCAUCGCUCAGACCCUGAUUGGAAGAUCAUACUACUUAGAUAUUUCAACCCUGUUGGUGCUCAUCCAAGUGGAUACAUCGGUGAAGACCCAUGCGGAAUCCCAAACAACCUGAUGCCCUAUGUUCAGCAAGUUGCUGUUGGGAGGAGACCUCAUCUUACCGUCUAUGGAACUGACUACAACACAGAGGAUGGGACUGGGGUGCGUGAUUAUAUUCAUGUUGUUGACCUGGCCGAUGGCCACAUAGCAGCCCUGAGGAAGCUCUAUGAAGACUCUGACAAAAUAGGGUGUGAAGUAUACAACCUGGGUACUGGAAAGGGAACAUCGGUCCUGGAAAUGGUAGCCGCAUUCGAGAAGGUUUCUGGAAAGAAAAUCCCCCUCGUCUUUGCUGGACGAAGACCUGGAGAUGCAGAGAUUGUUUAUGCUGCAACCGCCAAAGCCGAGAAAGAGCUGAAAUGGAAGGCAAAAUACGGGAUCGAGGAGAUGUGCAGAGACCUGUGGAACUGGGCAAGCAAGAACCCCUACGGGUAUGGAUCACCCGACAACGGCAACUGAACAACAUGUAUACUCGAGGAUGAUGGAUCGAUCCCGGAGUAGCAGCGAAGACCAACCUAGUAACUUAUAUAUACUCCCAUCAUUAUACUACUACUACUAAUCCGACGGAUGGGCCUCAUUGUAUAGAGAGAGAGAGAGAGAGGGAGUAGGGGGUCCACUGUCCAGCCUCUUAUUAUUAAUCGCCUGAGUUAGGCCUGUCUAAUCUCCAGUCCAUGGUAGAAAGAAUAAACCCCAUGCAUGCAUGUCAUAUUGUGAUGCCGACCGUGGAAUAACAAUAUUAUUACCAUA